CAAAUUGACCUUUCGGUUGAAGAACCCGUCGGUCACAUGUGAGUGUCGAUAAAUAUCUUAGUUUUAUCGUGAUUCUAUUAAAAAUUGUUGUGAAUAUCGUUUUCAUCACUCCGGACCGUAGUUGACUUAACAUCAAAAUGGGCGACAUCGAGGACACUCACUUCGAGACCGGAGACUCCGGGGCGUCUGCGACGUUCCCGAUGCAGUGUUCGGCUCUGCGCAAGAACGGUUUCGUCAUGCUGAAGGGGCGCCCCUGCAAAAUCGUGGAGAUGUCGACCAGUAAGACCGGGAAACACGGUCACGCCAAGGUCCACUUGGUGGGCAUUGACAUUUUCAAUGGGAAGAAGUACGAAGAUAUCUGCCCAUCCACCCACAACAUGGACGUGCCCCACGUGAAGCGCGAGGACUACCAGUUGACCGACAUAUCCGACGACGGCUACCUGACCCUGAUGGCUGACAACGGCGACCUGCGCGAGGACCUCAAGAUCCCCGACGGCGACCUCGGCACCCAACUCCGCUCAGACUUCGACAGCGGCAAAGAGUUGUUGGUGAGUUGA
Ostrinia furnacalis (Asian corn borer) is the source of this 557-nucleotide messenger RNA. RefSeq names its product eukaryotic translation elongation factor 5 (gene eEF5). Lineage: Eukaryota; Metazoa; Arthropoda; Insecta; Lepidoptera; Crambidae. The record is from RefSeq and is a predicted model, not a curated record. Gene Ontology annotation, molecular function: translation elongation factor activity; ribosome binding; RNA binding. Bases 138 to 557 code for a protein of 139 amino acids. The transcript has 3 exons. Gene Ontology annotation, biological process: positive regulation of translational elongation; positive regulation of translational termination.